Molecule: messenger RNA, 2582 nt
Organism: Theileria parva strain Muguga
Lineage: Eukaryota; Apicomplexa; Aconoidasida; Piroplasmida; Theileriidae
Gene: Prpf4b
Product: Protein kinase domain protein
Exons: 8
Coding region: 134-2524 (796 amino acids)
Biological process (GO): peptidyl-threonine phosphorylation; peptidyl-serine phosphorylation
Molecular function (GO): protein serine/threonine kinase activity; ATP binding
Source: RefSeq, a predicted model, not a curated record
UCCUCCCUCCCUCUCCCCUCCUAACAUAUUUAAUAUUCAUUUAAUAUUAUUUAAUAUUUUAAUAUUUUAAUAAUUUGUAAUAUUAAGGAUUUUAUCGCAAUUGGGGGAAAUUAGAGGUGAGGAAGUUUGUGAGAUGAGUGACAGGAGUUGGAUUUCUGAGGAGAGUUCAGGUUCCGACUUGCAUAAAAGUAAACAAAGUUUAUCUAAUUCCAGUAAUUAUUCACUUCAUUCCUCUCAUACUUCCAAUAGGUCACCACACUCCAAAUCUUCACUACACUCUUACAGGUCACUACACUCUUACAGGUCACACAAAUCCAGGAGAUCUCACACUCGUAGAUCACACCGUACAGGGAGAUCACCAGAUAGAUCACGUCAUAGGAGUAAAUCACACCGUAGGAGUAAAUCACACCGUAGGAGUAGGACAUACCGUAGAGGGAGAUCGGGGGAUAGAUCAUACGGUAGGAGUAGAACACGCCGUAUCGGGAGUAUAGAUAGAAGUAGGAGAAGUAGUAGUAAUAAUUAUAGUCAGAAAAUAGCCGAAAAUAAACAUUAUAGAUCACAACAUCACUCCCACACUCCCACUCUCAACACCAACGAGAAGAAGAGGAAGUAUUACUAUCAACAGAAACCAAUCACACUCUCACCUGAGGAGGGUGAGAUAGAGGAGUUGGAGUUGGAGGAUGAGGACGAGGACGUGGACAAGUUCCUCGAGUCCAGACGACAGGAACGACAUAAACUCUUACUCAAACAUUCCAAACCCCUUCACACCGAUUUAUCACAUACUGAAUCCUCAGAACAAUCUCUACAGAGUGUACAAUCUUUACAGAAUAUAGAGAGUAUAGAGAAUAUAGAGAGUAUACAGAAUAUAGAGAGUAUAGAGAGUAUAGAGAGUGUGGAGGAAAAUAUGGUUGAGAAACCAGUUGAAGAAAAAGUAAGGGAAAAAAGAUGUCUAAACCCCUUUUCACUAUUAAUCUCACAUCUUAAUCCUAAUACUAGUGAUAAACAAGACCCGGGAACUCCAGACCCAGACAUUACAGACUCCGGAACGCCAGUACGGCAAUCUGAGGAGCCAGAUGUUAGUUUGGACAGUGCAAAAGAGUUGGAAGAUAUCUCACCCAUUUCAGUCACACUCUCUCCCAGAGACUAUACUCCCAGGGAUAUGACUCCUAGGAAUAGUACUCCUAGGAAUAGUACUCCUAGGGAUGAAACUCUUAGGGACGACACAGUAAAUGAGAUGACUGAUAUGACUAAUGACAUGACUUAUGUGUAUUCAGAUUUGCAGAAGAAGUUGAUGUUAGAGAAACAGAAGUUACGCAACUUCAUCAUCAACAUGAAGAGAUCCGAACAGGAUGAGUUGGAGUAUGAGGAGGACGAGGAUGACAUGGACAUGUUUAGUACAGCAGUAGACGAGAGUACGGUUAAGAAGAGGAAAGUCCUCAGGCGUGUUAUUACUAAUAAACUAGAAAAUCGCUCACUCGCCGAAAAUUGGAAUGAUUCCGAAGGGUACUAUCAGGCAAUGAUUGGUGAGGUGAUGGAUGACCGUUACAGUGUGAUAAGUGAGUUGGCUGGAAAAGGUGUUUUCUCUUCAGUAUUAAAGUGCUACGACUCGGUGGACAAUCUUAACGUGGCCAUCAAAGUCAUACGUAAUAACGACAUGAUGAUCAAGGCUGCGGAGAAGGAGAUGGACAUCCUCAGACGUCUUAACGAAACUGACAAAGAAGAUAAAAAACAUAUCGUACAACUACUAACCUCUUUUAAAUACAGAGGACACCUCUGCAUGGUCUUUCAUUGGUAUUGGGGAAAUCUCAGAUCACAUCUCAAACUGAACGGGAAGGGAUAUGGGUUGAAUAUAUCAUAUGUGCAUUCGUAUACGAGGCAAUUAUUCAUUGCGCUACGACACAUGAAAAAAAAUAAAAUCAUGCAUGCCGAUCUGAAGCCGGAUAAUAUAUUGGUGAAUGAGGGUUAUAAUAAGUUGCGGAUAUGUGAUUUGGGAUCUGCGAGUGAUGAGUCGGAGAAUGACGUCACUGCUUACUUGGUCAGUCGUUUCUACAGAGCUCCAGAAAUCAUUCUUGGCUGUAGAUACAAUUGUAAAAUUGAUGUCUGGAGCGCUGCCGCUACUAUCUACGAACUCGCCACUGGAGAUAUUCUCUUUCCGGGUCGUAACAAUAAUCACAUGUUGAAGUUGAUGAUGGAGUUUAAGGGGAAGGUCCCGAGUAAGAUGAUUAGGGCAGGUCAAUUCUCUUCACAGCACUUUGAUGAGAAUUUAGACUUUGUGUACACAUCCACAGAUCCUCUAACCAAGACCACGGUGACCAGGGUGUUACAGGACCUCAGACCCACGAGAAAUAUCACAGAUUGCAUCUUCGAGAGACAGCCCUGGACCAAAUCUAACUCACCCAAGAAGGAAAUACUCGUAAAGAAAAUCCGACAACUCGGCGAACUACUCGAAAAAUGCCUCGUACUAGACCCAAAUAAAAGGUUCUCACCCGAAGACGCACUUCAACACCCUUUCAUACGGAAUUAACAGGCUAUCAUAUGGAAUUAACGGGCUAUCAUAUGGAAUCUUUUACUGAAAUUGGUCA